This is a messenger RNA of Lytechinus pictus (painted urchin), 6739 nucleotides long. Its product is annotated as dedicator of cytokinesis protein 1-like. NCBI's taxonomy places the organism in Eukaryota, Metazoa, Echinodermata, Echinoidea, Temnopleuroida, Toxopneustidae. The transcript is spliced from 4 exons. Gene Ontology annotation, biological process: small GTPase-mediated signal transduction. The record is from RefSeq and is a predicted model, not a curated record. Gene Ontology annotation, molecular function: small GTPase binding; guanyl-nucleotide exchange factor activity. The coding region runs from base 2170 to 2535 and encodes 121 amino acids. Gene Ontology annotation, cellular component: plasma membrane; cytoplasm.
GAUGCAUGUGGGUAAAAAGCAUUUAUCUAUUUCACACCUUUAAAAAAAACUUUUUUGACUGAAAUUUGUAUUUUUCCCUCUGAAAAAACAUUUUUUUGUUUCAACGUUGAAAACAAUGUGGUGGCGUUAGGGGUUAUGCAAUGGGUCAUCAAUAUAUGGCACCACCACAAUGUCUGACUCAUUCAUUAUCGGCUUGGGGGUAGUGGCUCAACUUACCCCAAUGUUCAACUUACCCCACCUUCCCCUACACGCUAAUUGUCGUUCAAUAUACAAUAUCAUUUGUAUACAUAAAUUUCGAAAUUCUCUUGUGCGUUUAUAUUUCAACUUUGCCUGCGGCCUCGUUGAAAUAUAAACGCGUGCGAAAAGUUUGAAAUCUAUGGACACUCAUAUUAUGGUAUAUUUAACUCCUUAUCAUGCUCUAUAUGCAUAAAAUGACAUAAUGUACCAGUACCUAAGAAAUCUUAAGAGUUAAAAUUGGGUAUAUAGAAAAUGGUAUAAGUAUAAACCAUACUGUUAGUAAUGUUUAUAUUAAUCAAUAAUGUAUUAUAUCCAUGUAAUAAAUGUAUUACGGUUUGCCUUGCUAAACUGGUUUAGGUGUAGGUAAGAUACAACCACUCUUUGGGAAGCGAUCUUCACAUGGAAGUACAAAAGUGUGCGCAUGUUGGGCGCGCUACUCAGUACACACUGUUAAUAGAAAGCCUAUGCUGCUGUUUCAAAUUUGUGCGAAACAUGUGACCUCACUGAGAGUGUUUCCAUAGCAACAAGACCACUUUACAUCAACUGGAAACCAGUUAAGGGGAUGGUAAUGAGAAUGUUUUUUAGUGAAGCGAUCAUCUAAACUUGUUUCCUUAACUGAUUUAUGGAAACCACUAUUUAUUUUUUUGUCAUCGUACCUGAGCACUAUUUAAAAUAAUCAUAUUCAUUACCUAUUUGUUAUAAUGUGGGCAGUAGUAACUAAGGAAACUAAACCUUUAAUCUGGAUGAAGAGGCGUCUACGGUAAGUGUUAUGGUUUCCUUGCCAAAGAGUUUAGUUAUGCUUCCACCCUGUAGGUACAUGUAUGAUCUUUUGUACAUAUACAUGUAUAUUAAAGGUCAAGUCCACCCCAGACAAAUGUUGGAUUUGAAUCAAUAGAGAAAAAUCAAACAAGAAUAACGCUUAAAAUUUCAUCAAAAUCAGAUGUAAAAUAAGAAAGUUAAUGACAUUUCAGAGUUUCUCUUAUUUUUCACAAAAUAGUUAUAUGCACAACUCAGCAGCAUGCAAAUGAAAAAGUUGAUUAUGUCCCUCACUAAUUAUUAUUUUUUUAUCAUUUGAAAACAAUAUUUCAAUUUUUACAGAUUUGACAAUAAGGACGAGCUUGAUUGAACCGUAAAAUGUUAAAACAAUUGUAAUUCCCCAUGUUCAUGGAGGAAGAAAACUUGUUUCACCUUCCAGUGAGGAGAAAAUUAGAAUAUUUCAUAUUUCAUAUAAUAAACUGAAAAAGAAAUAGUGAGUGACGUCAUUAAUCACCUCAUUUGCAUACCAGACAGGAUGUGUAUGUAACUGUUCUGUGAAAUUAAGCAAAAUUUUAAAAUGUCAUAACUUUUCUAUUUUCCUUCCGAUUUUGAUGACAUUUAUGCUUGUUGGAUUUUCUCUUUUUGUUCAAUCAAGUAAUCAACUUUGUUGGGGUGGACUUAUGUUUGCAGUCAUAUCAUUCUCUAAAUGUAUGAUACCAUUCUCCAAAGGUCUGUCAGUACAUGUAUACCUACAUUUAAAUGAUUAUGCUUGUUGGAUUUUCUCUUUUUGAUCAAAUCAACUUUUUGUUUGGGUGGACUUGUCCUUAGUUUGUUUGCAAUCAUACCAUUCUCUAAAGGUCUGUCAACAUGUAUAUCUACAUGUAAAUGAUUAAAUUAAACAAAUUUACCAUUUAUUAUACAGUUAAAACCAAUAAAAUGACCACCCAAGGGAUAUGAGGAGGUGUUCUUUAUGAACAGCAACUAAUGGACAGGUUUCUUUACAUUGCGAAUUCUAGAUUCAGUGGAAGCAAAUUUCAGUCUUUAUCUCAGGGCAUUGUCAGUUUAGAUCAAUGAAACAACUACAAUUCAUACUAAAUUAUCAAGUGAUAACUGUUAUAUUUUGUAACAAUACUAGUUUAGGAAAAAGUUAAUAAAUAUUUUUUACAAAAUGUAUUUAUGAGUUUUAUUCAUUUUUCCCCCUUGACAUGUACAUGUACCACAGCUAUAUGGAAUUUUGAUGGAAAAGUUGAUCAUGGAUUACCUCUUUCAAUUGGAGAUGCUGUCCACAUCUUGGAAGAAAACAUGGGUUGGUACCGGGGUUAUUGCUCAAAGAAACCCAUGGUAAAGGGUAUUUUUCCAACAUCAUUCAUUCAUAUACGAGAGGCACCAGCAGAUGGAGAGGAAGAACGGCGCCGGAAGGCCAACGAGCCUCUGAUACAGGAAGUGACAUUGGUCCUACGAGAGUGGCAUGUCAUCUUUGUUGAACGCUUUAUGGUAAGAAUCAUUGACCCCUUGACUCCUUUAUCAAUCCCUUCAUUCUAAUCAUGUAUAGCCACAUUAUUCAUGUUUAUUAUUCAUAUUCAUACUGUACAUGUAUGUUUGUCAAAGGUAUUUGUAUUUUGUAGCUUUUCAUAUUUUCAGACUUUAUGAAAUUAAUUAUUGCAGUGAAGAAAUCCAAUUUACAUUUGGGUAAGCUUUUAUGAAAAAUAAGUGACUGAAUGUCGACCCAGUUGAUUAAAUUCUAUGCAGGAUAUUACUCCAAUAAUGUUUGAGUCUGUCCAAACAAUAUCAAAUUUCAGGAACUUUGAGUAGGAAAAGGACUAAUAUUUAUUUCUAAGUUAGAAAGGGGAAGUGGGAAGAAGAAUAUUGUAUGCAUGAUUUAUACUCGGUCCAUGGACUUUUAUUUUCAAGUACAUGUACAUAUACAUGUAGGUAGGUCCAUGCUCAAACAGAUUUAUAAUGAUCUCAUCAACAUUGAAAAUCAGGGUAGCAUGCAGUGCCAAAAGCCAGGAUGAUAUCAUGCAGUUCUUUAAUAGAAACAUUGUAUGAUUGCUACAAAGUAUGUAGUAGAUGAAAAUUGAUGAAGUAAUUUAAUUGUUAAGUUUUUUGUAAGUGUGACAGUGUGACUUUGCAUGUAUAUGCGAGCAGCUUUCCUACAUAUACUGUAGUAUGGUAAAAAUCAGUGCAAUGUCAUUUUCUCUGAAAACUGAAAAUGGUUUCUAUUGUACAGUAUAUCAAUACACAAAUGAGUUCACACCCGCUCCUAAAAAAGAAAGAAAAAAGAAAGUCAUCUUGAACUAUUAGAAAAAUGAAAUUUAUGCAUUAUACAUAUGGGACAGCUGCUCGAUUAUGACUUCAUAAAUCAAAAACUUGAAAUUCUAAUAAAUUUUUCAAUCUUUAAUAAUCAUGGAUUAUCCUUCAUCAAUGUUUUCUUUUUUAAAUUUCUGCUAAAUAUUUUAACAGCAAAGUUUUAAUCAGGGUGAACUUCCCCUUUAUUAAAAGAGAGAUUCAAUUCAAUUCAAUUUAAAGUUAUUUUCACAUCUGAUUAAAAAUGCAAGUACAAAUUCAUAUGCAGAUAGAUAUAUACAAUAAAAAACAUUACUUUAGGCGGUUUCAAACCGCCUCGAUCACAAGAAUCCCCGUUAAGUUACGAGAACAUUUUUAGGCUAAAAAAUACCCAUUAAUUAUUCCUGCAUUCACACCGCCCCGAAACAUAACCUUCGGGAUAAAUUCCUGAAGUUAGGAGCAUGCGCAGUAUGGUCUAAUAAGCAGGCAAGGCGCGAGAUUCAAAAUCACUAGCCCAGCAGCCACCCACGGCGCCCGCGCCCAACGACACGCUUGGCUAAAAGUUCCCGUAAAUUGCUUUCACAUUGCCAAAAUACCUGCGACCUUGGAAAAAUCCCCGCGAAAGUUCUUGUAAUUUCGCCAAGUUCCUACUAUUUAGCGGGUAUUUUCUUUCGGGGAAAUUACGCGUAGUUUGCUUUCACAUUACCAAAAUACCUGGUAUUUUCUGAUCGGGGUAAAUUUCCCGAUCAGAGAAUACCUGGAACUGACGAACUUCGUGACGAACUUCGAGGCGGUCUCAAACCACCUAAUGAAACAUAUUCAGUUUGGAAUCAUAAUGUGGUGGGAAUUGACAAAGGCCAAAGGCCUAUCAGGGUUAUUCCCAUAGGUAAUAAAAUUUACAUAAAAUGUUUCUUAAAUACAUACAAAAUAUAACAUAAAACAAUAGAAAAAGAAAUAGACACACAUGGAAUUCAGAAAUAUAAGUGUAAAUGAAAUAACAAAAGACAACCAGACAUCCAAGACAGGCAAUAUUUUGUUAACUUUAUUCUAGGAUUCAUUUUCAACUAGGUAUUUUUUUAGUUUUCUUCUAAACAUAUUCAAAGUAGGGCAUAUUUUGAUUUCUUGUGGUAAUUUGUUCCAAAACUUAGGUCCUGCAUAAGAAAUGGUAGUUCUUGAGAAAUUAUAAUUUAGCGUUUGUAGAUAGAAAAGAUUUGAUUGACGGGUCGCAUAUUUACAUACAUUUUUAUUAUAUACAAAACAAAUUUCUAAAAACUCCAGAAGUAUAUUUUUGGAGAUGAUGAUUCUUUUUUUUUAAGUUUGUACAUAUGGAAGUGUUUUUCUGUUGAAUGUUUUAAAAUUGUAAAAUUUAUAUUGCAAGAAAUAAUAAGAAGGCCCUUGUUGAGACGUAAUACAUGAAGUAUGAACAUUUUUUUUUUGGGGGGGGGCAUAGUGUAUUAUUGCAGAAUCAUGUCAGUUAAUUCACUUUUAAAAUGUUUCCCACAGAAUGCAGUGUAUAUACAUGUGUCUCUAAAAUAGAAAAAAAAAAUUAACAUAAAAAAACAUGCAUCUUGAAUUGAAAAUCCAUGAGUAUUUUACUGACAGGAAAGCAUACAUGUAAGCAGUCAUGUACAUUGUUCAUGUAGGUUGCAAGCUUCAUACAGUAAGCUAAUCAUCUGGUAAGUGUGAGAAUGAGAUUGUACAGAGAGGAAAAUGAAGCAUGGUGGGUUAUGACCAAGGCUUUAGAAAGCACAAUGCCAAUCUAUCAAAAUGUUGGGGUUUUUUUUUCAUACAGUGACCCAAGGUAGAAAAGGACAUGACCAAAGCGUGUGAGGCCAAUAGUGUACAUGUACCUACAUGUACAUGUAUUUGCAAUUUUGUCAUGGUGCCAUUUUUUAUAACCAAGCUAUUAACUGUCAUGCAAAUGAAUUGUUGUGACCCCAAGAGUUGAAUUGGCCUUAAAUGAGAUAAUCAUUAGUCUCUUGAUUAAGUGUUGAUUAGGCGUCUAAUCUUUAGGCUCUUUGUGAGCUGUGCUGACAGACUCAUUAUCUGAUAGAAUACCUUUCAAGGUUUCUAGACAUGUACAACACUCUUUAAUAACUUCAGAUAGGAUUUAGGAAGAAAGAACGCAGACAGUUUUUAGAGAUAAAAUAACAAAUUACAUCUCCAGAUUGUCAUCUGUUGAUUUUUAAAUAGUUAGCUAAGUGAGCAGCCAAAAGUUUGUUGUCUCAACUGUCUGAUUGAUCAAAAAGGGUUUGCUUGUGUCAAGCAUGAAUGGCCCUUAAAAGGUAGAUCACUCAAAAUAUUGGCUGGAUUGUACAGUAUCUUCGUAAUUGAACCCUGGAUCCUAGGAUCCAUGAUUAAACAUAUGCCCACAUAGGCUACUAUGCUUUAUUUUAAAAUGACAUCAGUGUAUUAGUAUCUGUUUUUAAUGUAUCAAUCAUCUCAUUUUAUACUGACUGCACAUUAAAUGACAUUUUUCUACAAAUCUUUGCUUAUAGCUUACAUGGAAGUACAUGUUUUAAUAGGUCUACACUGUACAUGUAUAUACCCAUACAGGCUGGAUUAUGUCUUCUGACUUGAAAUAAUGGGGGGGGGGGGUACAUUUAGAUCUUACAGUGUACAUGUAGUUCUUUGUUUGACACUUUUUUUCUAAACAAGAUAAUCAUCAUAGAUCAUUGUAUUAAGUUCAUUUUAAGUUUUUUUUAAUGUUUGGUGGCAUUCAAUUUUUUCAUUUCAGUGUACACGAAGAAUUAGUAUCAAUCAGUACAUGCAUAGGGAACAAGUUGUGAGGUAUAUGUCCAUGUAUAUUUAUACUGUACAUGGACAUAUGUCAUUGAUUCUAAUUCAAUCAGAGGAACUGUAAAAUAUGAUUUGUGCAACAUACAGGUGCAUGUACACUCUGUUUUUACUGAUGUACACAUGUCCAGAGCUGCAAUUGUAUGUACCUUCAUGUUUCUUACAUGUAUACAUCCAUUUUGAAAUGAGUUGACAGUUGGCAUUCUUUGCUGAUGAAUGAAAAAUGAAAGAUGUUUGUGGCACCGCUACAUUUAAAUGCGUGCUGUAACAGUGCCUUGACUAGAGAUGAAAAAUCUGUUGCAAAUGAUGGUUUUCCAUGUAUGAGUAGCUACAUGUACUUGUACACUAAAAACAGGUUAGGUUUCACACUUUAUUCAUUAUUGACCAUGAAUAAACCAAUCUCCUUUAUAUUAACCAAAGUAUAUUAUAAAGAAGUUGACAUGAUGUGUAUGAAGAAUCUGAAUCUGAUUGUUGAUACUUGAUGACUUCCAUACCGUCACAAUGUCUAUUAUAAACAAAAUAAGAAAAACUUCCUCAUUUAAUGAGGGAAGGAUACAAUUUCACAGUGAGUCAAUAUUUCCUGCUGUGCUCAUAUGUAGUAUCAUGAAUCAGACUAAACUAUAAACUCAGCUGUCCUUUCCCUUAAAUCAAACUUUCAUCCCAC